Messenger RNA from Cucurbita moschata (crookneck pumpkin), 896 nucleotides. RefSeq lists its product as uncharacterized. The record is from RefSeq and is a predicted model, not a curated record. Lineage: Eukaryota; Viridiplantae; Streptophyta; Magnoliopsida; Cucurbitales; Cucurbitaceae. The transcript is spliced from 5 exons. The coding region runs from base 128 to 601 and encodes 157 amino acids.
AUUUUACGAUUUUAGGCUUCUCUUCUAUAAUUUGCGCCCCCGUUGGAGUUUAUCGGAGCUCUGAGUUUCCGAUCCCACAAGCGCCAAGGUUCAGAUUAGCCCUUCGUUUUCUCUCUUUCUCUCUAAAAUGGGGUUCUUCUCUUUCCUUGGAAGGGUCCUCUUUGCCUCGCUGUUCAUCCUCUCCGCCUGGCAAAUGUUCAAUGAAUUUGGCACUGAUGGUGGACCUGCUGCAAAGGAACUCAUUCCGAAGAUGUACACUCUUAGGAGAAACGUCUCCGCUCGAUUUGGAUUCUACCUACCCGUUAUCGACGUUUCCCAUUUAGUUGCUGCGUUUUUGUCUCUUAAAGGCAUUGGUGGCCUUCUCUUUGUAUUUGGGAGUCCAAUUGGAGCUUAUCUUCUGCUUCUCUACUUGGCCAUUAGUACACCAAUUCUGUAUGAUUUUUUCAACUAUGGUCGUGACAAGUCCCAAUUCAGUAUACUAAUGAAUGAUUUCUUACUGCACGUGGCACUUGCUGGUGCAUUGCUCUUCUUCAUUGGAACGAAGAACUCGAUUUCGAGGAGGCAACAGAAGAAGAAGGCACACAAAGCCAAAACGAACUAGAAAUGUAAGACAAGCCAUUUCUUUAACUCGAAAUCGUACCAUUCCUUUCCAUUCCCUUCACUCGGGUUGGGGCUCGGAUCGAAAAGCGUCUUAUUUAAUAAUCCUUUUUGUGAUGAUAGAUUUACUCAUUUAGGAAUUUCAGUUCUCUAUUGACUGUCGAAUGUUGUUGUUGGAGUUCAUUACAGUCAAAUGUGAAGGGAUUUAGACACAUGUUCUUCUCCAUUCAAACUGUUUGCAGAGGAUUAGAAUCUUUUAUUCAAUUAACCUUAUUUGUAGAACUAUAUGUUGAUGUGCA